Molecule: messenger RNA, 1834 nt
Organism: Brassica napus (rape)
Lineage: Eukaryota; Viridiplantae; Streptophyta; Magnoliopsida; Brassicales; Brassicaceae
Product: putative lipid-binding protein AIR1
Exons: 1
Coding region: 1167-1556 (129 amino acids)
Source: RefSeq, a predicted model, not a curated record
AACAUUUUCAAAUGCGUACUUCUCUUUUAAUAAUAUAGAUAUACAAUUAAAAUUUCACCCAAAACAAACAUUUAAUGUUACCAAUAUCAUUUUACCGCUAAUUGUUUUUACAAUUUUGUGUCAAAAAGCAUCGCAUUUACAUCUAUCUCAUUUCUUAAUCUAAAAUAAUUUACACCGCGUUUAAACAUGAAUUUCAAGCUAGAGAGUAUAUAACAUGAAUUAUCAUAUAUUUCUCUACGUCUUGGUACAAAUCGAAAUAUAAGAAAUUUGAAAACCUAUUAAUUUAAAAAUGUACACUUGACACAUGACUUCGUUCCAAACUCUUACUGUAGAUAGCCAGCUAAAUAUACCCUAGGGGCUAGGGCUAACCACAUGGUCGGCACACAAACAUAUUCUUCAUCAUUUUGGUUUUACAUACAUACAAUUAUUAUCCCUGUUCGAAAACGCGCUCAAGGCGGCCGAUUCCGCAGUGGUGAAGCGCUUGGCGGCCUCUUACCGUCCCGAUUUUGGUCUGUUCGGGACAAAACUCGGAUCUAUGAAAAAAAUCACCAGUUCUUUCAUUUUAAUGUAGAUUCAGUGAUAUUUGAUGGAUUUAUCAUUAUUUGUUACAAACUAAAAGCUAAAAGAAGAAGAGAAGGAGUUAAAUCAGUGAAAAAAAUGGCUGCCGUUCUCAGAAAAAUAAUAGGUCUAAAGGAAGGAGACGAUUAGGAAAUUACGCUUUUAGCCUUCAUUAAAAGGAAAAAAAUAAUAAAAGGGACGAAAAUGGCAAUUUUGGUGUUUGAACUCGGGUACCUCACGAAAUAUAACCAAUCCUAUAUCAACUCAGCCGAUACAUAUCAUUGUAUUCUCUUUGCAAAUAUAUUAUUUAUCCAUUAUAUAAAGAAAAAGCUUAAAAACUAAGUCCCGCGUAAUUCCCGAAUACUCUCCGAUUUUUCGGUAACUCGCUAGGCGUAGACUAACCGCCCGACUAGCGCCUAGCGUAGUUCUGACCAGGGAUUAUUAUAACCCUAAGUUGUAUUUAAAUAGUCAAACUAAUUCAAUCUUGUAACUCAUGUCAUUCUUUACUCGAAAGAUUCCCACAUUAACCUUAUAAAUACCCACUUACACACUCUUGAUUUCUUCACCAGUCUAAAACAAUACUCCAAUUUUCUUUCAAGACAAGCAAAAUGGCUCUUAGAAACUCUCUUACCAUCUUCCUUGCCUUUAACAUCAUCUUCUUCGCCCUAACCGAAGCCGCACGCUCCGGAUGUCCACCAUCAUCUUACAAACCCAAACCUGGCCCAACCACACCUGCCAUCGAGACAUGCCCGAAAGAUACCGUAAAGCUUGGUGUUUGUGUUAACGCGCUUAACUUGUUGAAUGCGACAUUAGGUGCUCCUCCGGUGAAGCCAUGUUGCAGCCUCAUUGACGGUUUGGUCGAUCUUGAGGCUGCCGUUUGUCUUUGCACCGCGCUUAAAGCUAGCAUUCUCGGUAUCAACAUUAACCUUCCAAUCAACCUUAGCUUGCUCCUCAACGUUUGCAGCAGAAAGGCUCCACAUGGCUUCCAAUGCCCUUAAUUUUUAAACGUCACAUAUAAUUAUGGCUAAAUCCUUAAUUAAUGGCCAUGCAUGAAAUGUGAUCGAACUUUAAUUUGUGUUCCUUGUGUUUUUUUGUUUUGUUUUUCAUGUUUUAUAUUUGAAUUGGUGCAUGGGGGUGAGUAAGAUUGUCACCAUCUAAGAGAUGAGUUUGUAUUGUAAUUUAUUUCAUCUGUUUUGAUGAAUAAAAAUGGUUUUCAGUGUGACGUAAGAUGGUUUGUGCCGUUUAGCAAAAAGAAUUGGAAUUUUUUUUAUUAUUU